AUGCCCUCCGCAGUGACCAAGGACGAUGUUGGCAGAUCCCUGCUUGCAUUCGUGGCUGAUGGCAAGUACCCGGACUCCGAAGAUGUUGUAUCUACGGAUUUCGCUCCUCAUUUCCUUCCAAAAGGAUUGCAAGAUAUUUCUCAGGCUCGCGCACUGGAAGAAAUCAACGCUUUGAGUCAAGGCACAGCUUCGGAUGUUGAUGGGUGGAUAUCCCAAGCUCGCCAGCUACGUGCGGACAUCGAGCGAUCUCGAGAGACCGCACGAGAUAUUGUCGCCCAACACGAACGGACCCAACCACUGCAAGACAAAGUCAAGGAUGCCUCGGCCAAGGUGCAGCUUAUCACCAACGAACUUGCCUUCAAUGAAGCGGUUACCGAUGUUCUCGGAGAAGUCCAGAAGUUCUCUUCGCAUAUAUUCAAUAGUCACAAAGCUGUUGAAGAGGAGGACAUUGAUAAUUCCAUCACAUCUCUUGAAGCCGCCGAAAGACUCUUAGAAAGCCACAAUCUGAUGAGAUAUACCAGCAUUUCAAGUAUUCUACGUGAAAGGGUCUCUUCUCUGCGCACGUCUAUUGUCGAUUUACUGCUGUCGUGCUGGGCGCGUCAGGUACGAUUAAGCAAAAACGAAUUUGAGGUUAUCAUCAACGAUGAGUCUAAGCAACCUACAUUAUCAACUCUGGUCACAUCAUUAUCUCGUCUCGGCAUACUUGAUUCCGUGAAAAGUUCGUUUCAGCAUGGUGUAUUGGAGAAUAUUAUUCAACCGGUCCUCAUGCCACGCACCCCCGGGAAAAGCCGUGAAAUUUCAGUUGGAGACCAUGGCAUUCGGGUAGGGGAGCCAUUACCUUCAUCGAUACCUGAAGUUCUCACCCGCCUGGUUUCCAUCCUACGUUAUUUGCGAGAGAAACUACCAGGCUCCGUUGUGGAGUCUGCAGCAGAGGCUAUCAUACCGCAAAUAUCGGUUAUAUUCAGUGAGUCAUGGUUAACCCCAACGAUUCCGCUGAAUUUGGACAGUAUACGGGAUUUCGAGGACACAUUGGUGCGUGUAAACGAGUUCUCUAAGACAAUAGAAACAUUUGGGUGGCAUGGCCAAGAGCAACUUGUUUCAUGGGUUAAUCAUUUCCCUCGGCUGUGGCUUACUCGCCGCAGAGUAGACUCUUUGGAUCAAGUCCGUGGAAUCCUUGUCCAGAGUCAAGGCAGUACGAAGGAAGUCGAGAGGGUCGAGAAAGAGGUUGUGACAAAUAAAGAUGAUGUCCUCCUAGAGACCGGUAUAACGGAGGACUGGGAUGCUAAUUGGGGCAAUGAAAGUGAAGAGGAGGAAUCCACCAAAACCAGUGCUCCUCAAGAAUCUAAAGGAGAUGACUUCGAUGCUUGGGGGCUCGAAGAGGAGCUGGAUGAUGCAGAAAAAGCAGCUGAUGAGGAUGAGAAUGACGAUGAUGCUUGGGGUUGGGGCGAGGAGGCUGAUGAAGAGUGUACUCCUGACAAGCCGGAAGCUUUUAGCGAAGUUAAAAGUCAGGGAAAAGACCUUCCAGCAGAGAAGGGUUUGGCAGCCAGGGAAAUCACAUUGACAGAGCGCUACACGAUUACAGAUAUUCCGGACUCAGUCACUGCUCUGCUCGCACAGCAGAUUUCAGAUUCUGAAUCCUUAUCAAAGCCAGACCUUUACCUUGCUGAGAAGGUCCGCAGCCUAGUGGAAGAGCAUCAACUCACAAGACUGGCAGCGGACAUCGAAGGCUUGGAACGAUUCGGCAAACUAUCUUAUAGCAAGGAAAUGCAAACACAACGAAUUAUUAUCACGGACUUGCUUGAUGGAAGCCAAGGCUUCGCUCGUUGCUCGGAGCAGCCAUUUCUGAGAGAAUGCGAGAAUGCGGUGGAUGCAACAGUUGACAGGAUUCGUAGCGUCUUCAAAGAGUGGCAGCCGAUCCUAUCGCACUCGGCGCUUCUCCAAGCAAUGGGAUCUCUCAUGUCUUCGGUUAUCAACAAAGUGAUUGUUGACAUUGAAGACCUAUCCGACAUAUCAGAGGCAGAAUCUCAAACAUUAAUUGCUCUUUGCAAUAGACUCUCCACGCUGGAAGACAUAUUCAUUCCCAAAACGGACGUUGGCGCGACUUCUAUGGCAGCCGUCUACGUUCGAAGCUGGUUGAAGUUCCAGUAUUUGAUAAACAUACUCGAGAGCUCGUUAGCGGACAUCAGGUUCCUAUGGACAGAAGGAGAAUUGCGCCUGGAGUUCUCCGCUGAGGAAGUAAUAGAGUUGAUCACAGCUCUUUUUGCAGAGUCUGACCAUCGGCGGAAGACGAUAUCUGAGAUCAGGCGAACACGUUAG
Molecule: messenger RNA, 2316 nt
Organism: Talaromyces atroroseus
Lineage: Eukaryota; Fungi; Ascomycota; Eurotiomycetes; Eurotiales; Trichocomaceae
Exons: 4
Coding region: 1-2316 (771 amino acids)
Biological process (GO): endoplasmic reticulum to Golgi vesicle-mediated transport; mitotic spindle assembly checkpoint signaling
Cellular component (GO): RZZ complex
Source: RefSeq, a predicted model, not a curated record